Cooperia oncophora is the source of this 654-nucleotide messenger RNA. The record is from the annotation of a GenBank genome assembly. NCBI's taxonomy places the organism in Eukaryota, Metazoa, Nematoda, Chromadorea, Rhabditida, Trichostrongylidae.
AUGUUUAGGAUGCAACUUAAUUACUUAAAAGGAGCUCGGCUUUCCGAAACAAGCACCGUUAAGAUGCUGUCAGUGUUAAAGGCAUUAGCGCAAUGUCAUGUUAUUUUGGGUCUAAUUAUGCUUAUUCUUUCAACAUUAGCUGACUAUGUUAGCAGUCGAAUAAAUACGAUUCGCAUGUAUGGAUUAGAAGAGUGCUGUUCGUUCUAUUUUAUCGUUACUGGACUAGUGGGUUUAUGUGGUGCAGCUUCGUACAGAAGAGGGCUAGUAAUCACAUUUCUUGUCAUGUCAAUUCAUGCUAUCAUAAUUUUUGUUCCGGCUAUAAUAAUCGUGUCCAGCUUCGACAUUCAUUUCUAUCAGCAUGAAUGCUGGGGCGAAUGUGAUUGGCAUUUGUUGGCGACAUCCCUACCUCGAAACAGUCGCUGCCAAAUUAUGUGUGGUGAUCAUGUCGACGACAAUAUGAGAGUCUCGAUGACUCGUCUGGGUACCGAUUAUCGACUAGAUGCCGGUCUCAUAGCAGCCGCCAUUCUGGAGUUAUUGUUGGCAUUGGCGACAACAAAAUUCUGUACGGCACGAUUUGUAGUACAGUGCGGCGGUCCUUCAGUCGAAAUGGUCCCAUUGAAUGGCGAUACGACAUCGAUGUCACGAGGUCCAUAA